AUGGGGAACGGACACGCUUGUUCUGUAGUCGCAUCUGUGUUGCUGCUAGUGUAUCUUUCGCCCCAGAUCGAAUGCAGCAGCCAAGUGCACGCCCUGAGCCGCCUCUACAUGUCGAAGCGUGGGGUGUCUUCCAUGGACACAACCCAUUUCAAGGCGGUUAAGGAUUUGAAACCGUCUUCGCUCGGGAGUGUCGUCGAGCAGCAGGAGUUACGGAAGAGUGAUCUGAUACGGAGAUUGCCCGGGCAGCCUCCCGUUGAUUUCGAUCAGUACGGCGGCUAUGUCACCGUCGACCAAUCCGCGGGGCGUUCCUUUUUCUACUAUUUCGUCGAAGCUUCCUCUAACUCUAAGGAUUCUUCUCCCCUCCUUCUCUGGCUCAACGGUGGUACGUUUCUAACUUCCCAUUCUAUCAUCUUCACACCCAAAUUUAUCUCGGUUUACAAUCAUUUACUAUAG
Thlaspi arvense is the source of this 453-nucleotide messenger RNA. The record is from the annotation of a GenBank genome assembly. NCBI's taxonomy places the organism in Eukaryota, Viridiplantae, Streptophyta, Magnoliopsida, Brassicales, Brassicaceae.